AUGGCAAUCACAGUGCCUAGAAUAAAACUGGGUUCACAAGGUUUUGAGGUAUCAAAACAGGGACUGGGCUGCAUGGGAUUGACCUUUAACCAUGGUUCUCCCAAGCCAGAAGAGGAAAUGAUCAAACUCAUCCACCACGCCAUCAACACCGGCGUCACCUUCCUCGACACCUCCGAUAUAUACGGUCCCCACACCAACGAACUCCUUGUUGGCAAGACCAAACCGAGAGAAAAGUGA
This is a messenger RNA of Ilex paraguariensis (yerba mate), 237 nucleotides long. Lineage: Eukaryota; Viridiplantae; Streptophyta; Magnoliopsida; Aquifoliales; Aquifoliaceae. The record is from the annotation of a GenBank genome assembly.